This is a messenger RNA of Gasterosteus aculeatus aculeatus (three-spined stickleback), 2298 nucleotides long. The record is from RefSeq and is a predicted model, not a curated record. NCBI's taxonomy places the organism in Eukaryota, Metazoa, Chordata, Actinopteri, Perciformes, Gasterosteidae.
AACCCACAAAAAGGUAGAGGGGGGGGCGGAGAGGAAAAGGCGUUAUUGUGGGUGCCGACCGACCACCGUUUUUAUUUUUUUGGAAGACUGACGAGUCGGUGACGAGAGGCGCAGCUGUGGAUGCAUCUGGCACAGAGAACACCGGAGAGGGUCUCUGACAGAAGCAUGGGCCAGCAUCUAGGAAAGAGAGAAUCACCAACACACAGCCAGGCUCCUUCACCUGAACCAGCAGCGAUGCAGACAGCAGCAGCAACAGACGAACCGGAAUCACAAGACGAAGUCUUUGGCCUGGCUGAGGCAGAUGCGAACCAGAACAAUGGCUGCGACGCGGCGAAGCCGGCGGUGACUGACUCCACGGGCGCUGAGGGCCCCCGCCAGCCCUGGCCCGACGCCAGCACAGCUGACCCUGACGAAGCCACGCCACGCCCCCACCUGGCCCGCCUCUUCUCCCGAGAUGCCCCGGGGCGAGAGGACAACACCUUCAAAGAGCGACCCUCCGAAUCGGACGAGCUGCAGACCAUCCAGGAACACAGCGGAGCGGGUUCAGAGUGCGGCUCCGAGUCCCCCGAACAGGAUCUAGAAUAGGCUAAACCCCCCCUGCCUUUUUCUCUUUUGCCUCCUCCGUCUUUUUUCGAUCUGUCAUUUAAGAGAGGCAAGAGCCCCGCGUUCAAAUUUUGCCAAUUACGAUCGUGCCACCGACUACUACAAGCAUGGCAUCUGCAAGCAGCUCCGCACAGGCCGCCUUCGGGCUCGGCCGCAGGAAGAAGACCCCCGGCCUCCUGGAUCAGAUUGGAAACUUCUUCGGCGGGGACAAGAAGAGGAAGAGCAAGGGAUCCUUCCGAGGCGCCCUCUCUCCAGGCCCCCAGAAAGGCUCCGCGACUUCCCCGCGUAAGCGCGGGGCAGAGAACGCUGUGGUCCAUUUCUUCCGCACCAUCGUGUCCCCCGCCCCUCCCAAGUCGAGGUGGGGAGGACUAGCAGCCAGGAUGGGCCUGGGCGACCAGAAGUCGCAGUCUGCUAAGGCCAAGAAGGCCAGCGCGGGCGACGGCAAAGGGUCCCUCACUAGGAUCUUCAAAAUGUGAUGAUAUCAGCAGCCGAGGCAGCAGGAGUUCCUCUCCAGCCAAACGCUGAAGUCCUUCUACGACCCCUCGCUCAAGGGCAGAUGUUCAAGAUCGCACGGAGGAAAAAGAAGAAGAAAAGGAAGAAACCCCGUCACCCCCCCCGUGAACUUACCUUCUCCUUCUCCUCUGAUAACACUCUAACUUAUGCUAAAUCCCUAUUACCCCCCCCCCCCCCCUGAACCCAUUUUGGCUGGUAGAUAGCGACACAAUCUGUUGCCUCCUCCCUUCUGCACGCGUUGUCUCUCUGCAUUCCUCAUCAUUAGCCUGAACUUUUCGCUGAAACGUAUUCGGCCCGACUGCCCCCCAGCGUCCCCCCCGGCUGUCUGUGCUCGUGCUUGAGUGUCUGUGCACGUCUAACAAAAGGAUGGCUAAACCCAAGCGCACCCGGAGCGGCGGAAGGUUCGACGCCGUCGCCCCUCGCUUGCUUGCAGGAAAAAGGCCGCCGUGUUUCUGUUUUAGAAAUGAGCUUUUUUUUGUGUCUCGUCAACACUGUCUUUGUCAUUCCCACAAACCUCUUCCUGUGAACCAUGAACCCGUUGUUGUGGGAUGGUCACAGUGUGUUUGCAUUCAAGCCCUUUGUGUCGUAGCUGUGGUUAAGUGUCCCGUCAUGAAUGUGAUGUUGUCUACGUUUGUCUUUGGGGCCUAUUUCUAACAAACAAAUGCGUUAUAACUAAGGUUUCAUUUAUUUUUGGUUGAUGAAGUAAUGGUUUUCACUAACGAUGGAUUCGAACCUCCCCGCUUUGCUUUAGUCUGGUUUCUCCUUUGUCUUUGCUGUUUCGGUCCCACAUACUGUAAAUUAACACAAUGUUCAAGGACCGUUUCCUUUCCGCCUGACUACCAAAACAAAGUGCUGUGUUGCCUUCUCACGGAUGAUUUAAAAACCACAAUUUCAAAUGAAGGUGCUCUGUAACUAACUCUGUGGAGUGUUUCUAGGGAAUGUGUGAUUUAAAUAUCUAAAAAAAGAAAACCUCUGUUGAAAACAUCCACAUGUUCCACAUGUGUUUGAAAAGCAGACAUGUGACAUCCGCAGCGUCCGUCUCUCCCACCGUUUGUGAGCUUGAUCCUUUGUGAGUGCUGUUUGAUUCUGAACGGAUCCUGUGGAUGAAUGUAAAGAUCCUCUGUUUAAUAAAAUAGGACCAGCCACUUAACUGAGAAUAAAAAAUAAAAACUGUAAAACAGA